UAAAUAAUAGAUAUAUAUAGAAGGAGUUUCUAGAAUUAGAGAGAGCAUGGAGGAGGAAGUAGAAGAAGAAGGCCCGAUGACGACGAUAUCUCGUCACUAUUUUGGAGAUGAACCGUUCUGUUCCAUCUCCAUAAUCGAGAACAUUAAGGAAGACUAUGGACAAUUCGUGUGGCCUUGUAGUGUAGUCCUAGCCGAGUACGUUUGGCAACAAAGAUUCCGCUUUUCUGGAGCUUCUGUAGUUGAGCUAGGAGCUGGGACUUCAUUGCCGGGCUUGGUGGCAGCCAAAGUGGGUGCAAAUGUCACUCUCACUGAUCAUGCCAAUGGAUUAGAGGUGCUGGACAACAUGAGAAGAGUGUGUCACUUGAAUGAGCUUAACUGUAAUAUAUUGGGAUUGACAUGGGGGGUUUGGGAUGCAUCUAUAUUCAGCUUGUCUCCAACAAUUAUUCUUGGUGCUGAUGUAUUAUAUGACACUGGUGCCUUCGAUGAUCUCUUUGCAACCGUCACUUUCUUGCUCGAAAGCUCUCCUGGAGCAGUAUUCAUAACAACAUAUCAUAAUAGAAGUGGGCAUCAUCUUAUUGAGUUCUUGAUGAUAAAAUGGGGAUUGAAGUGCGUCAAGCUUCUAGACAGCUUUUCAUUCAUGCCAUCUCAAAAGGCAUCUGGGCUUAGUGGCAACCUUCAACUGGCAGAGAUUGUUCUAAACACUAAAUAUUACCCUUAUGAAACAAUCAUGGAAAUGCAUCCGGAGGAGUGUGGCAGGGAUAGUGUUGUCUCUGGAAACUGCAGCCUUGACGGCGUUAGUGACAAUUGAAUCAACAUUUGGGCAAGUUUUCGCAUAAUAAUUCCAGUCGAGUGCAUUGACCCCUGAGAAAACCACUGAAAAGAUGAGAAGUGAAGAGAAGAGUGCAACACCAAAAGCCAUACUUGGAACUCUGUUACUACUGUAAUUGCUCUCUCUCUCUCUCUCUGUUUCUUUUUACUUUGCUUAUGGAAAGUCAUUAGGAUCAAAAGGGUAUUUAUACUGAGAAAAAGUGAUCAUCACUGGUGAUUGAAAACAAUGAAGGUGGCCCAGACGUUGAACAAUUAGUUAAGAGAGUAGUAAGAAUGAAGCAAAAAAAUCCUGAUAAUUAAGACUACAUGACAAUCUGCAUCACAUCACAUCACUACAUGCAACCUCUAAUAUUCUCUAAUUAUUUAUGGUACCAUAUUUUUUAUCAUAUAAAAUUAGACUAACUUAGUAAAUCUGUAUUUUGUUGGUUGUAAAUUAAGAAAUAUAGUGAACUAAUUUAGUUACAUCUACAAUUGUUUUGUUGCUAGACUAGUUUCUUGAUGAUGAAGGUACUAAUAAUUGAGUUGCUCAUGCGUUGGAGACAUCAUGAUAAAAGUACUUGAAAAAAAAUGAGAAAAUAUUCUUGGUGGUGCAUAGUAUUAUGAUCAUAUGGAAUGGCUUAUACUUUUCACUCUCUUAAUCACUACACAACAAAAGAUGGAUGAAAUAAAUAAUGAUUUUUCUUUCUUUUCAUGCACCAU
Cannabis sativa is the source of this 1527-nucleotide messenger RNA. RefSeq lists its product as uncharacterized. NCBI's taxonomy places the organism in Eukaryota, Viridiplantae, Streptophyta, Magnoliopsida, Rosales, Cannabaceae. The record is from RefSeq and is a predicted model, not a curated record. Gene Ontology annotation, cellular component: nucleus; cytoplasm. The transcript is spliced from 8 exons. Bases 47 to 808 code for a protein of 253 amino acids.